This is a messenger RNA of Nylanderia fulva, 2565 nucleotides long. The record is from RefSeq and is a predicted model, not a curated record. Lineage: Eukaryota; Metazoa; Arthropoda; Insecta; Hymenoptera; Formicidae.
UGAAGGGUCGGUUUACUCGAUCGGAAGCCAAAAUCACUUGGUAUCAGUAAGAUCCAAGAAAACAUAACCAAUUCAAGUCUUCGCCAGUCAGAUUCAUCGUAUUUGCAGCUUCAAGAAACGGAUUCAAAUCUCCUUUCUAUUGGUGAUAAUUCUGUGCCUUCUGGUGUGUUCCUUGCUGGUAACAGUCAUGGUACUCGCAAUACUUUAUGCGCACAGCGGCAUGAUGAAGAUAUGUGAGAGCGAGGAUUGCGUGCGAAUAGCUGCUAGUUUGAAGGAAUCUAUGGACACCUCUGUAGAUCCUUGCGAUGAUUUUCAUCAAUAUGUGUGCGGCAGAUGGUCGGAGGAGCAUCCCAUUUCGGAUUUCAGCCUGUCGAAUUCCUGGUUCAACGAACGUGACGAUCGCGUGAUCAAAAAAAUCAGGGAUCUUUUAAAGGUUAAUAUGUCCGAAAGCGAAGUGCCUUGGGCGGUGAUGCAGGCCAAGACGCUGUUCACCAGCUGCAUGGACGUGCGGACGCUGAACGAGCUCAAUUUGUCCCCAUUGUAUGAUCUGUUGGAAUUACUGAAUUUGCCUGUAAUACCUGCGGGUCUUACUAAUGAAACGACUAAUUACAUCCAGCUAAUGGCUAAGGUGAAGAGAAUUCUGGGUAUUGACGUUUUCUUCGGUAUCGAAGUUGCGUCCGAUCCGAAGAACAACACCAGAAACGUGAUUUAUUUCGACACUCCAAGUCACUCUAGUCCUUUUCCCAGCGAUAGAGAAUUGGAAAAGCGGCUGCAUACUAUUAGAUCGCGAUUGCGAAAGUUGGAAGAUUUAGAUGAAUUUUUAUCCAGCGAUGAGGAAGAUGCCGAAUUGGUUUACAUGAUAGAAGUUAUUAAACAAGUUAUUAGUAAUGGCACUGUUAAUGCUUGCACUCCGGAAGAUGAAUUUAAGGUGCCAGCGGAGAAAUUAGAAGACUUUGUCGAAACGCUUUAUGAAAUUAGCAGCAUGAUUCAUCAUAUGAUUAUUGAAAAUAAAAAUUUUACCUUUUCUGAAGAGAAUUUGAGUGAUAAAGAUUACAUGCUGGUGGAUGAUCUCCAAAAAUUGACGGACGAAUAUAUCAUGGAAGUUAAUUCAUCUCUUACACCUAAACCGUUGUGGCGAUCCUUCGUUGAAUUUCUUUUCGAUGGAAUCGUCGCGUUAGAUCUCGAUGAAAAAGAUAUAAUUCUCGUCGGCAAUUUGGAAUAUUUGAAAAACGCUGCCUUAAUUCUUUCUACUUUAGAUGAAGAAGAAAUAGAAAGUUACAUUUGGUGGUCCGUCGUAGACGACGUGGUACCUCACUCUUCCGAGAAGCUCAGAGACAUUUGGUCCACAUAUGUAUAUAAACUAUUGCAAAUGGAUAUAAGAGAACCCAUAUCUUUGCACUGCGCAUCAAUUGUCAAUGACUUAAUGGGAAUGGCGACAUCGUGGUUAUUUGUAGAUCCGACAUUCCAUAAUAAUAAAGUUCGUAAAGUAAUGGAGAUGUGGGAGAACAUAAGAGAAGCAUUCGUUUUGCUUGUCGAAAGAACAGACUGGAUAGAUUCAUCGACGAAAAUGGCGAUGCUUGAGAAAAAUCGGAAAAUGAGUUCUGAAAUCGGAUUUCCCACAUGGCUCUUUAAUGAAAAGAAACUCAACAAGUAUUACGAAGGCAUAGAUUUUUCAAAAACGAAGUAUUUGGAUAACAUGGUACAGUCAAUUCAAUUACAAUGGAACGCUUCGUGGGGGAGCCUGCACGACAAUAACAAGUGGUUAGACUGGGCGAGCGAUCCUACUGAAGUAAAUGCGUUUCACAACUUUCAAAUUAAUCGCAUAACUGUACCUAUCGGAAUUCUACAUUUCCCAUUCUAUGAAUUGGGUCUCGAAGCCUUGAAUUAUGGCGCUAUUGGUUCAAUACUUGGACACGAAUUAACACAUGGAUUUGAUGACAGCGGUCGGCACUACGAUAGUAAUGGAAAUAUUCGGGAAUGGUGGACUAAUGAGAGUAUCUCAGAGUAUAAUGAAAGGACUCAAUGCUUUAUAGAUCACUAUAAUACUUAUUACGAAGACGAGAUCGACGAUCACGUCGACGGUGAGCUGACUUUGGGCGAAAACAUCGCUGACAAUGAGGGUCUUCGCGAGGCUUUCUUCGCUUAUGGGAUAUGGAAGGCUCAGCAUGGCCAAGAGCUUUUACUUCCGGGAUUUACGCAAGUCACACACGAACAGUUAUUUUUUCUCGCCUUCGGACAUUUGUGGUGCUCGUCUUAUACUGGUAUGUCAGUCAAGUGGAUGCUGGAGGACACUCACAGCCCCGCCCACGUGAGGCUUCAAGCAGUAUUGAGAAAUUCCAAAGAAUUUAACAUUGCAUGGAAUUGUCCCGCAGGAUCGAACAUGAAUCCAUCGAAAAAGUGUCUUCUGUGGUAGCGACUGCAGCUACAACACACAGAAAAAGGUAGCCUUGGUGCGUCGUUAUUUAAUUAUUGUUGACCAAUCAAAUAUUUAUCAUUUGAAAUCAAUAAAGCUCACGUGCAAAACACAUGCGCAAAAAAGAGAAAAAAAUAAAAAUAUAUGUAUAU